This is a messenger RNA of Pungitius pungitius (ninespine stickleback), 2421 nucleotides long. Its product is annotated as stonustoxin subunit beta-like. The transcript is spliced from 2 exons. The record is from RefSeq and is a predicted model, not a curated record. Bases 1063 to 1686 code for a protein of 207 amino acids. Lineage: Eukaryota; Metazoa; Chordata; Actinopteri; Perciformes; Gasterosteidae. Gene Ontology annotation, molecular function: protein binding.
GAGUCAACGUCGUCAUGGUGCAGGUUUGUGGGCUCUAAUCAAACAACACUUUGAUGUUUAGAUGAUUGUGGUGUACUAUUUAAUAUGUGCAUUAAAGUUUUCCCUGAAGACCUGGCGUUGUUAGUUUGUGGGUAUUCUGCGCAUGUCGGAAGUAAGGAAAAACGAGCAAUUUUCCCUCAUGCCGAGCCUCGUGUCUCGUGUCCUGACAUCUCCUAUUAAACAGUUAAACGUGUGCCUCAUCUAGUUAUUUAGUACACCACAAUAAUCGUCAUCUGCCUCCACUGUGUGUUGUCCUUUAGUCCAGACGUUAUUAUUAAAAUACCAACCUUCAAGGAAACAAUCUGUUCAAAGUGUCUUGAUGGAUCCUCACAGCAGUUGUUUGGUGUUUUAAAGGAGUUUAUGUGGAUUUAGUGCUUUGCACUGAGAGACAGUUCCAUGGAAGAUACGAGUGGUCAGUGGUGGCUGGAAGAAGAAGAAGCAGUCAACCAAUCACUGAUGAAGUUAAUGAUUGACAUUAUAAUUUCAGCGUCCUAAAAUACAUUGAGAUUUUGGCCCUUCGUCUAAGGUCUCGAGUCUCAAGUCUCACCCAUUUAGCAACAUGACAACGGCGAGCAGUGUCCCUCCAACAAGACCAGACCCGACCUCGGUACAUUUCCUGUUUGGUUCAGUCUCAGUGUUUCCAUCAGAAGCUGCUUUCAUCCAACAAGCUGUGAUGAAGACACAGUUCACUUCCUGCUGAGCAGCAACCAGCAGACCCACUGAGUCAGAAGAAGAGCAUUUAUCAGCUAGAGACACAGAUAGCUUGUAAUGAUGACUUAUUCUUUCAGAUUUUUUAUAUUCUAGUUAGUAUUAAAUAAUUAAUCAUGAACAAGUUUGUGAUACUUUGGAUUUCUCACAAGGACAUUAUCCAUAAAAUUCCACCACAAUAGUAAUAGACGAUGAAUAAGUGAACAUAAGAAGCUGUGGUCAUCGGCCAAUCAGAAGAAGCUCCACUGCAGUAGAAGAAGAAGAGGUGGUCCAUGUGGACAUGAAGGACAAAGCAGUGUGUAUGAGAGUGAUGUGAUGUCCAUGUCUCAUGCUGCUCCUCCUUUCAGGGUGGAGCCUGCUGGAGUCCGAUGGUUGAGACCAGGUCUGAUGAAGUAUUCCUGUGAACUCACAAUCGACACAAACACAGUAAACAGAGAACUCAAACUGUCUCACAACAACAGGAAGGUGACAUAUGUGGAGGAGGUUCAGUCACAUCCUGAUCAUCCAGACAGAUUUGACUACUGGCCUCAGCUGCUGUGUAGAACUGGUCUGAUUGGUCGCUGUUGCUGGGAGGUCGAGUGGAGAGGAGACGUUGAAGUAUCAGUGAGUUACAGAGGAAUCAAGAGGAAAGGAGACAGUUAUGACUGUUGGUUUGGAUACAAUCAUCAGUCCUGGAGUCUGAGAUGCUCUGAUGGAGGUUACUCUGUCUGUCACAAUAAGACAAGAACACGCAUCACCUCCUCCUCCUCCUCCUCCUCCUCCUCCUCCUCUGGUAGAGUAGCAGUGUAUGUGGACUGUCCUGCUGGCUCUCUGUCCUUCUACAGAGUCUCCUCUGACUCACUGAUCCACCUCCACACCUUCAGGACCACAUUCACUGAACCUCUUUAUCCUGGGUUCUUGCUCUGGUCUGGUUCCUCAGUGUCUCUGUGUCCUCUGUAGGACGGAGAGUCUCCUCCUGGUGGAGAACCUUCCUCUCUGCUCACCACAUAGUUCAGUCUGUACAUGAUGUUGAUGAAGGUGAUGUUUUUUUCAAGAACCAUUUGUAAUGAGCAAAUUUUCCAAUCUCUCAAAAUCUGUUCAGUGAAAUCAAAUAUAAUUUCACAUAAUCAGGUUUGUUCUAAAAAAGAACCUUUUAAAAGCUUCAGUUAACCUCUGAAGAAAAGAUUUAAUGACAGAUAUCAGCUACUAUCAGGUUUUUAUUAACUAUAUUAUAAUCACUUCAUGUGUUACUUUGGGUUAACAGGAAUAUAUUUGUAUCUUUCUAAUGUUAAUAAAUGAAUUUUAUUGGAAACUGUGUCAUUAACGUAUUUAAACACCAAGUAUUUAAUGAGCAGUGUUCUGCUCGUCGCCUCGUGUCAUAAACUCUUCUUCCUUCAAAGUGAAGCAUUCUGGGAAAGUAAAUGUGUUUCUUCAACAAUAAACAUGUGACGUCAGACUGAUGGAACGAGGCCUCAGUGGGAUUCGAUCCCACGGAAUCAAAGUGAUUUUUAUUGUUCCAAACAAACAAACAUCACAUUGAUAAUAAUAAUUUAGGAGCAAAUGUUUAAUUUCCAAAGUGAUGACCUUUAACCUCACAGCAUCUAUUUAAGAAAGUUCUCCCAAGCUACAAAUCCAGCAGGAAUCUGAAGGUGUCAGAGUGAAUUCUUCAUUGCAACAUCAAAUAAAAUAGAUUCA